Messenger RNA from Stegodyphus dumicola, 896 nucleotides. Its product is annotated as sodium- and chloride-dependent glycine transporter 1-like. Gene Ontology annotation, biological process: nitrogen compound transport; sodium ion transmembrane transport; amino acid transport. The record is from RefSeq and is a predicted model, not a curated record. Gene Ontology annotation, cellular component: plasma membrane. Gene Ontology annotation, molecular function: glycine:sodium symporter activity. Lineage: Eukaryota; Metazoa; Arthropoda; Arachnida; Araneae; Eresidae.
AGUGCUUCAGCGACAUCGAGUACCACGCCUGCAAGUCCCAGAACGAGAGUAACGUCUUCAACUUCAGAACUUGUUACAACAGUACCUAUGCCGCUGUGAAUAACCUGAGUGACAUUCCAGAGUCCGUGAGGAUAUCUGCGCCAGAAGAAUAUUUGAACCAUUACAUGCUGGGAAAGUCAAAGAGUUUUGCAGAUUAUGGUACAAUACAAUGGCCUUUGAUGUUGAGUCUUCUGGGAGCGUGGAUCGUUGUUGUAUUAAGUCUUCUGAAAGGCAUCAAGACAUCCGGCAGGGUGGUGUAUUUUACGGCAACGUUUCCUUACCUUAUACUGAUCAUUCUGUUUAUACGUGGAGUUACGUUAGAAGGUGCUUCUGAUGGAAUAUAUUUUUACCUUGUGCCAGACUUUUCCAAGCUUAUGCACGUCACUGUAUGGCAAGAUGCAGCAAUACAAGUAUUUUAUUCUUUUAGCAUAGCAGGAGGAGGAAUGAUAACAUAUGCUAGCUACAAUAAAUUUCAUAAUAACCUUAUAAAAGAUGUAUUAAUCAUAGGUAUCGGAGACAUGCUGACUAGUUUAUUUAGCGGUUUGGUUGUCUUUUCUAUGCUGGGAUUUAUGGCCGUCCAACUUCAGAAAUCAGUACAUGAUGUUGUCAGUUCUGGUACUGGUCUCGCAUUCAUUGCAUACCCUGAUGCCAUCACUCGAAUGCCAGUGGCUACAUUGUGGGCACUGCUAUUCUUUUUCAUGCUCUUUCUGCUAGGAAUAGACAGCCAGUUUGCAACGGUGGAAACUAUUAUUACGUUCGUCUUUGACCAAUUUCCUUCCACAAGAGCCAGAAAACCCAUUGUUGUAUGCGUAGUAGCCACCAUGUUGUUUCUUCUGGGGCUGCCCUUGACUGCCAAC